UUCCCGCUCAUCUGUUCUACGUCCUUUUUCGGACGAUAAUCCACACUUGAAAUUAAUGUGAUCCUGGAGGAAUUUGAAUGUGAAAUCAGUGGCGGCAAAUCACUGAAAUUUUAUGACUUGCAAUUAUUCAAACCGCGUGGAAAUACUACAAAGUAUUCAGUUUUGAUUUUCACAGUUUUUAAACGCUCUUCUACAAUACGUUAUACGUGUGAGUGUUUGCGUCUGCAUCUUUGUAAAUCUGGUCUGCAUUCUGAGAGUGAAGCAGAAGCUCCUACGUCCUUCUUGCUGGAAUCCCAUAGAUUCGUCAUUCAGCCAUUUCGUUGCGUGCUGCUUCCAACUUUCCAUUUUAUUUUGGAUGAAAUCUGAUUAGAGAUUUCCGCAAUUUGAAUCCACAUUUUAUUGUGAUCUAUCUCUAUAAAUAAUCACAUCAAAUCAUGGAAAACUCUGCCGUCAGCCAUAAAGAAGCGCGAAAGAAUCGUCGAGCUUCAGUUGAGAAGCCUUCCUUCGAGCGCCGUUCAUCAGUUUCGGGCAGCGACGAAGAAUUUCAAGCAGACAUCAAGGCGCCGGGAGACCUGCCGCUGCCCGAAUCCAUGCUGGGCCAUGAGCGAGUCCAUACCGAGAUUACACCGUUGGAGGAAAGCAAGAAGAUCGUCGAUGAAGAGUUCGAGAAGCUGGAGAAGGAAAAAGGCCCCAAAACCUGGGCGGACGUCGUGGCGCACAACCGCGCUUCCGAAACCAGCGAACCGCAGGGUUCAGAGAAAUCAGCCGAGAAAAUCCAUAGUUUUCCCUUCACAUCAGCAGGCGAUUCAGUGCAAGAAAGUCCGGCUGCGGAUGAAAAAUCGCCGUCAGCGGAAGUCCCCAUUAAAAGUCUUGGACCUGUUGACAAAUCCGAAGCUUUCGCAAAUAUGCAAGAUUUUCAGAAGGAGUUAGUCGUGGAGGCGCUGCAGAAUACCGGAACUCGUGAGAAAGUCAAAGAACCGGUUGCAAUCAAAAGUCUUGGGCCAUUGGACACUCCCUGUGAAGAGUUUUCGCAUGGGUUCCAGAAGGAUCUCACACUCGGAGGCGCAAAUACGGAACGGCCGGACGGCACUGAAUCCAACGUCAGUACCCAACCAGAACCCGAAUCCGACGAAACACAGCAAAAGAAUUUCCUCCUUCGCGCCGCGGAGAAAGUCGCGGCUGCCGCGGGAACCGUCGUCGGACUUCUCAUCCCCGCACCCUCAACGGAAGACGCCCCUGCCAACACACCAAAGGAAGCACCAAAAGAAAUCACCCCAAAAGAUGUCGAGCAGGAAACACUGACCGCGAGCGCCGACGAAUCCUUUGAAGAAGAGAAAGGCCUCGUGGACACGGCCAUCGAGAAAGUCUGGAAUCUCAUCACCGGGAAAGAGGAGCUCUUCCCUAUCCAGGAGGAUUCUGCCACGGACAAACCGGCGCAGGUGGACAAUCACAACAUGACCGAGGAAGAAUUCAUCCAGACGGCGAUCAAAAGCGAUUUGAAUCCGAACGCGGCGCCGUUUGUUCCGUCGGGACUUCUGCCAGUUAUGCAACCGGAAGUCGUUCCCUAUCCGCAUCCGACAGUUGCGGGAAACGGGAUGAUGGCGGCGGGAUUCGGUCAGGAGAAUGAUAUUGCGGGAAAGACUGUGGAAUCUGGAAAUUUCGCGGCUUGAUUCAUAAUUUUUCCCUGUGUUUGUGAAUUGUUCUUGUUGUUAUCGCUAAAAAGUGGUACGUCUUUGAAAUAGUCAUCGUUUUCCUAAUUUUGACACGGUCUUGUGACAUUUUUUAUCUUUAAACCGGGUUAAUAUUUGAUGCUGCUUUUGGUCAAGAUAACGGUCUUUGAUAUUUAUUCAUAGAAAUUAUUUUAUUAAUUUUGGCGUCGAGACAAUAAUCAUAUUGAUUAUGACCGGACUAGCGCAUAUUUUGCGCGUUUUUAUCCGAUUUGAAAUUUUGAUUGCACGUUAUCCUGAUUGUACAGUCUCCUCAUUGUUGUACUGUGUGAAUCGAUGUAAAUAAACAUUUGCGCGCUG
This is a messenger RNA of Paramacrobiotus metropolitanus, 2027 nucleotides long. RefSeq lists its product as uncharacterized. The record is from RefSeq and is a predicted model, not a curated record. The transcript has 5 exons. The coding region runs from base 435 to 1670 and encodes 411 amino acids. NCBI's taxonomy places the organism in Eukaryota, Metazoa, Tardigrada, Eutardigrada, Parachela, Macrobiotidae.